AUGUUGCUGCAACGCCUCGUGGUGAUGUUUUACUCGCUGUGGGCGCUUCUGCAGCGUGUCAAGCACAAGAAAUGGUACCUGCUAGUGUUCGCUAGCUUCUACAUGGGCCUGCGCUCCACUCAGAAAGAACCAGUAGUGGGGAAACCACGCGAUGUGUUCAUUAACCACAUGAUCACCGAGACAAAAGACGACGGGAUCCACAUGGCACCUACUCCCGUAAAUGCGCCCUGGACCAACGCCAGCUUUGAGUGUGUUGGCUGGAAGCGUAUCCACUCCUGCAAAGAAGAGAAACCCGAAGACGAAGAGCAGGAAACACCAGAACCGGAGAAAGACUUUCUAGGAUGCUCGGAGGAGAUCGGAACGCAAAUGGCAGGCUAUUGCAUCGUGAGGAACCGCACGUCUGGAGACCUGUACAAGCUCAUGGUCAGCGGCUGCGACUCGCUACCGACUGGCUAUUACACGUGCGAUAUGGCCCGUGAUUUCUCCGAGUUUGGAUACCAUUCGGUUAAGUAUGAGCACAAUCCUGUAGCGCCAUCGUUGGCGUUGCCGUAUGCAGCGACUAGCAAGCGUCAACCUACCAACGGCGUGUUGAUGAUCAUCUAUGACCGCGUGUUACCGUCUGCGUAUGCUACAAUUCGGAUGCUGCGUGUACAAGGCUGUGAACUGCCAGUGGAGCUGUGGUACCGCCCUGAUGAAAUGUCGAUCGAUAACCCGAUUAUUCACAAGCUUCUGUCGGAUUAUAAUGUGCGGAUGCGACCGAUCUUUGAUCGUCGAGCUAUGGGAUUCCACGUCAAGCCGUAUGCAGUGUAUUACAGCAAUUUCGACAACGUAUUGCUGUUGGAUGCCGAUAACUUACCAGCGAAGGACCCAACGUAUCUGUUCGAGGAGCCGGAGUUCCUUCGGACAGGUGCUAUCUUCUGGCCGGACUAUUGGCAACCGUCCAACUCGCUUUUCCAGCUAUCAAACACAAGUCUACUAUGGCAGCUUACGGGCGUGAAUUACGUGGACAUGUUUGAACAGGAGAGUGGCCAAGUGCUGAUCGAUCGACUACGUAGCAAGCGCGCGUUGGACAAACUCAUGUAUUACUCGACACACCAGCCUCGGUUACUGGAGCAAUUGCAUCUCAUCUGGGGAGACAAGGACCUGUUCCGACUCGCAUGGCUCAAUGCCAGUCAGCCGUUCCACUUCAUUAAAUACCCGCCGGCAGUGGGCGGCUUGGAUUUGCAGAAGGAGAAGGGCGUUUUCUGCGGUUUGGCUAUGAUCCAGCACGACGUGCAGGGUAACCUGGUUUUCUUCCACCGGAACUCCAUUAAGCUGGACGGCAAGCCGGACCAGCCGCGUAUUAUGAGCCACAUCCAAGAGUACUCACUUGAGGGUAACCCACGCGACUACCGCAUCUUUCAGGCUGUGUAUGCACACAAGGAAUGCUGCUAUUACAUUGGCACAGAUUCGUUACCGGACGGUCGACCAGCUACACAGGUGACGCCUAUUGACUCGACUAUCUACGCGUCUAUUGAGGACCUGGCGAUCCAGUUUUCUAUUGAAGCAAGACAAUUGCUGAUCGACGAUGCGUUGGCCAGCGACCUGGGCUUUCGAUCAAUGCGUGUGCAGUAUAUUGUGGCACUGUUCCUGUUGGCCUAUGUGAUGGCCAUCAUCGCGUUCGUGUGGUGCAAAGGCCGCCCGGCAAGGGAGCGAUUGCCCAGUCGCUGGAAGCCCAUGGAGUCCAAGGAGAGCUAG
This is a messenger RNA of Phytophthora nicotianae INRA-310, 1737 nucleotides long. RefSeq lists its product as hypothetical. The record is from RefSeq and is a predicted model, not a curated record. Gene Ontology annotation, molecular function: alpha-1,2-mannosyltransferase activity. The transcript has a single exon. NCBI's taxonomy places the organism in Eukaryota, Oomycota, Peronosporomycetes, Peronosporales, Peronosporaceae. Gene Ontology annotation, cellular component: Golgi apparatus. Gene Ontology annotation, biological process: mannan biosynthetic process. Bases 1 to 1737 code for a protein of 578 amino acids.